AUGGCCAGUGGAGACUCUGCACUGGAUUUGAGUGUGACCCAUGUUGCAUUGGAUUUGAGAAACAAGCGAAACUGGGACUCAAUAAAUGGUUCUACCACUGGCGACUCCAAUGCCGCCUCUAGAGAGGAUGUUUUCGAGGACGUACAGAUGUCCGAGAGAAUGUGUGGGGAACCGGCAACCAAUAUCUUGCACCAGGCUGCAAUGAGUAACGAUGCCGUCGCAGCGAUGAACAGCGCUGCAGCCGAGUUGCUACGGGGCUGGACCGAGAGUGACAAAGUGAUUCACACGGUAAAUGACAUGAGCAUUGACUCCCCAGACGAGCGGUUUGAAAGUGCCAUGGAACGCUUAAGUGACCAAGUCGGCGGCGGUGACCAGGUGGACGCAUUUUGGCGUCGUCAGCCAUUUCGAAUCAUCUACCCACACGAAAGGGGUUUGCGUGUUGAUGCAGGAUAUCUGGCAUGGGCGUAUGACACAUUCUACCAUGCGUGGUGGGACCUCAUUCCUUUCGAGGUGAGUAUGCCCAUCUCAGUUUUUGGAUUAGCCAAAAUGGCUGUGGAGUGGAAAGCAGCGACUAGCAGUGGUUUAAGCGACAGUUCCAUAUUGGAUACCGGUUGCUAUAAUUACGUCGGCAAUACUGUUUGGGACGAGAUGACGUUCUGUGAGUGGUUGAAUUCUGGGCGAUCGGCAAGGGACGUUGGAUUCCGAAAUGUACAAGACAUCACCCAGGGUUCCUGGUUCAUUCCAGUUAGUCAAGUGAAUGAUGCAUUGGAAGACCUGCUGAGCCACUGGCCGAUUAAUCAUCAUGGUAGCCUCCAAGUUAUGGGCAACCUGCAUCGCUGGCGAUGUGUUUACAGGAGGAACACAGGCCAAAAUUUAACAGAGGCGUCACCCCGCACUGAAUACUUGUCAUGGCCACAAUUUGAACGUGCGGCCAUAAUGACAUUGGGCAAUUUCUAUAUGCCCCUGACCGAGAUCUCGAUGGAAUUUCGUAAACGUCAACAUCAACGUAAGCGAGGAAACGUUGACCGGAUGGGGUGA
Messenger RNA from Gregarina niphandrodes, 1038 nucleotides. RefSeq lists its product as hypothetical. NCBI's taxonomy places the organism in Eukaryota, Apicomplexa, Conoidasida, Eugregarinorida, Gregarinidae. The record is from RefSeq and is a predicted model, not a curated record. The transcript has a single exon. The coding region runs from base 1 to 1038 and encodes 345 amino acids.